AUGGUCCUUUGCGAGUCGUACUGCUGCGGCUCAGUUUCUUCGGGAGCUAAUCUGCCUUCCGUUCUUCCUAGAAGACGUGUUUUCAUUUCUAAGCGAUUGGCUUGGGUUUUACGGCACGGUGCCCACAAAGUCGGUCUAACUCUCACCAAAGGUGGUUAUCUGUACGUGGAUGAUGUGCUUCAAACACCGUCGUUUCAUGGUGUGACAUUGGAAGAUAUCCGUCAAGUGGUUGAUUCAGAUGACAAGACUCGAUCCGAGUUGUGGCCCUCACCUGAAUCCGGUCGGCUCCGUGUCCGUGCUUUUCAGGGCCACCGCCUUCCUAUUGAGGAUAUGGACCUUACUCCCAUAACCGAUCCCAGUCAUUAUCCUGUGGUCGUGCACGGAACGUACAUCCGAAACUGGGAACGCAUCCGUGUGGAAGGGCUGAAACGGAUGUCUCGUACUCACAUUCACUUCGCCCCUGGGGAGCCGGGUGAGGCCGAUGUGAUUAGCGGGAUGCGGUCCAAUGCGGAGUUGGUCAUUCACAUCGAUUUGGCAAAGGCCUUGCACGAUGGGUUCAAAUUCUACCUGUCACAAAAUCGGGUUAUCCUGACCGAAGGGGAUUCACAAGGUUGUCUGCCUCCAGCGUACUUCACUGCGGUUUACCAACGUAAUCCACAGGCUUGUCUUUUAAUCCAGGGUGCUUUGUGUUCAAGUGCCGAAGCAGUUUUGAAGGUUUCGUUGCCUCAUUAG
Dicrocoelium dendriticum is the source of this 732-nucleotide messenger RNA. NCBI's taxonomy places the organism in Eukaryota, Metazoa, Platyhelminthes, Trematoda, Plagiorchiida, Dicrocoeliidae. The record is from the annotation of a GenBank genome assembly.